AUGAAGCUUGUGAUCCCUUCACACACUCCUCCCUUUUCUUCUCUACCUCACAACCAACCCAUGGAACAACAACAAUCUUCACCUACAAACCCUAAUAAAGUUCAUCUCGCCGUUGGUAAAUCGCUUCACAAAACCACAACCUUGCUUCAAUGGACUUUUAAUCACUUUCGGAAUGCCGAAAUUGUUAUUGUUCAUGUUUAUCAACCUUCUCCAGUUAUACCUACUUUAUUGGGGAAAAUGCCAGCAUCUCAAGCCAAUCCUGAAGUGGUAUCUGCUUUUAGAAGAGAGGAAAGAGAACAGACUAUGAGAUUGACUGAUAAGUAUUUAAGAAUUUGCUUUGCAUCUAAGGUGAAGGCGAGUGUUAUUGUAACGGAAGCCAGCCAAGUCCAAAAAGGAAUUGUUGAUUUGGUUGUUAAACAUAAUAUUACGAAGCUUGUUAUUGGAGCGGAAUCGGAAAAUUGCAUGAAAGUGAAAAGGAAUUCUGGGAAAGCAAAUUACACUUCCAAACAUGCUCCUUUGUUUUGUGAAAUAUGGCUUAUCUAUAAAGGCAGACACAUUUGGACAAGAGAGGCUUCUGAAAAACCAUGUUCUUUGCCUUCAGGCGUUCAACCUGAAAUUGCAGCAACAGAAAGCUUAAGAUUUAGAUCUUCUCAAAAUGGUAAGAACGAAUUACCCCAGUCGGAAUAUCUUCAACCAAAUUCUGCUAGAACUACAGUAUGUUCUGGAAUUAGAAGCUUGAAUCUGGGUGAAAUCAUAGAAACUGGAGCCACUAAUUCAUCCAAAUCGUCCAGUGCUAGCAGUUAUUGUUCUCCGCAAAAUUCUGUUGGGGUUUAUCAAGAUGCAUAUUCAGAGGACAUGGAGGAAAGAAUUAACAGUCAACUUAUUGAAACCGAAAGAGAAGCUGAGGCAGCAACAGAUGAGUCCUUUGCAGAACUAUUAAACUGCAGGAGGUUGGAAAUCGAGGCCAUGGAAGCCAUACAGAAGGUCAAAUUGUUUGAAUCUGCCCAUGCACAUGAGGUGGAGCUCAGGAAAGAGGCUGAGGAUGCACUUAGAGUUACUGUAACAGAACAGCAAAAGCUCUUAGAAGAGAGUGAAGAUAUUUCCGGAGAGCUACAAAUGACAAUGAGAAAUGUGGCCCUACUAGAUAGUCGUGCUAAGGAAGCAACCCGUCGGCGAGAUGAAGCUGCACAUGAGCUCUUGCUAAUUCAAACAUCAAUAUCAACCUUGUGGCAAGAAAGGCAGCAGAUCAGGAGACAGAAAAUGGAAGCCCUCCGCUGGUUGGAACGGUGGAAAAGUCGUGGGCAAAUCGGAGCAGCACAUUACAAUGGGGUCAUUGGAUUUGCCGAAGAACUGCCUGAGUUAGCAGAGUUUUCAUUAUCUGAUAUUGAAAAUGCUACAUGUAAUUUUUCCAAGAGCUUUAAAAUUGCGCAAGGUGGAUUUGGUUGUAUAUAUAAAGGGGAAAUGUUGGGUAGAACUGUUGCUAUAAAGAAGUUCCAUCAACAUAACGUGCAAGGACCAGCAGAGUUUCAUCGAGAGGUUCAAAUUCUUAGUAGUCUCCAACAUCCUCAUUUAUUGACCUUGCUUGGUGUGUGCCCCGAAGGAUGGUCAAUUGUAUAUGAGUAUCUCCCGAAUGGAACUCUUCAAGACUACCUAUUCCGUAAAAGUAACAUUAUUCCUUUGACAUGGAAUAUUAGAGCACGAAUGAUUGCCGAAAUAUCCAGUGCACUCUGCUUCUUACAUUCAUUUAAACCGGAAGCUAUUAUCCACGGUGAUCUUAAGCCUGAGACUAUACUUCUUGAUUCUUCACUUAGUUGCAAGAUAUGUGAAUUCAGGUUCAGCAGGCUUGUGACAGAAGAGUCUCACUAUAGUGCUAGUUUCCAUUUGAGCACGGAGCCAAAGGGUGCUUUCACAUAUACAGAUCCCGAGUUUCAGAGAACUGGGGUACUGACACCCAAGUCUGACACCUACUCAUUUGGGCUUAUAAUUUUGCAACUCCUUACUGGCAGGACUCCAGUUGGAUUAGCAGUUCUAGUUCGCCAUGCAGUUUCAUGUGGAAAAUUGUCUUCAAUUCUUGAUUCUUCAUCUGGAGAAUGGCCUUUAUCUGUAGCAUCACGGUUGGCAGAACUGGGUUUGCAAUUUUGCGCUCAAAAUCGCAGAAACAGGCCAGAGUUAACACCUGCUCUUGUGAGAGAAUUGGAACAGUUACAUGUUUCAGAAGAGAGACCCGUACCAUCGUUUUUCUUAUGUCCAAUACUUCAGGAAAUAAUGCAUGAUCCUCAAAUUGCAGCAGAUGGAUUUACAUAUGAAGGGGAUGCCAUACGCGAAUGGUUGGAAAAUGGACAUGAUACUUCUCCAAUGACUAAUUUAAAAUUGAUUCAUUUGCUUCUCACUCCCAAUCACUCAAUUAGACUUGCCAUCCAAGAUUGGCUCUGCAAAUCAUAA
Molecule: messenger RNA, 2442 nt
Organism: Lathyrus sativus (Indian pea)
Lineage: Eukaryota; Viridiplantae; Streptophyta; Magnoliopsida; Fabales; Fabaceae
Source: the annotation of a GenBank genome assembly